AAUAUAUUAUUAUUAAAUAAUAGAAUGAAAGUAGUAUGCUAUCAACACUAUCAUCUUCUUUAAAACCGGUAAAAAUGCAGAAUAAAAAAAGAAAAAAUGAUACUGAACCAAAAGUUAAAAUGACUAAGGCUGGAAAGCAGCGAACAGAAUCAAUAGAGACGUACAAGGAUGCCUUAGCUAGUGUAAUUUCGAAAGGAAAUAUUGAAGAUAACGUUUCUAACUCAAUAACAUUGACGGAAGGAAAUUACACGUAUACGAUUCGGUGUCCAGUAGCGCCAAAAUGCGAUGACUACUACGUCAUUCAACAUUAUAAAACUAGUGUUAUAAAGGACAUUCCGUCACUUGAAAGAUGGAAACAUUCUGAAGCUAGUGUAAAGUUGUACACUAGCAAUACCUUUCCUGCUGACAACGAAAUAUCAAUAAAAUAAAUGAACUAAUUCGCACAAUUUUAAAUCGAUGUUCAUCGGAUCCGAAACGGA
Aphis gossypii (cotton aphid) is the source of this 479-nucleotide messenger RNA. RefSeq lists its product as uncharacterized. The coding region runs from base 36 to 428 and encodes 130 amino acids. The transcript is spliced from 3 exons. Lineage: Eukaryota; Metazoa; Arthropoda; Insecta; Hemiptera; Aphididae. The record is from RefSeq and is a predicted model, not a curated record.